This is a messenger RNA of Racocetra fulgida, 597 nucleotides long. NCBI's taxonomy places the organism in Eukaryota, Fungi, Glomeromycota, Glomeromycetes, Diversisporales, Gigasporaceae. The record is from the annotation of a GenBank genome assembly.
AUGCAAACAAUCAAGUGUGUUGUUGUCGGUGACGGCAUAGUCGGUGCCUACGGAAUGAACAUCAAAGAAUAUUAUGAUCGCCUCCGUCCUUUGUCUUAUCCUCAAACAGACGUAUUCUUGGUCUGCUUUUCUGUAGCCUCACCAGCUUCUUUUGAAAAUGCUAAAGAAAGAUGGUUCCCCGAGGUUCAUCAUCAUUGUCCAGGAAUUCCAUCCCUGAUUGUCGGUACUCAAAUAGAAUUGCGGGAAGAUCCAUUAGUGAUUGAAAAAUUAGCACGGCAAAAGAUGAGACCCACAACUUCGGAGGAAGGUAAAAGACUCGCUCGAGAAUUAGGAGCAGUUAAAUAUGUUGAGUGUUCAACAGUUACGCAAAAAGGCCUGAACAAUGUUUUUGAUGAAGCAAUAGUCGCUGCAUUAGAACCACCGAAAUCACAACUUGAAUGGAUUAAUUUUGACAAAUUAAAAAACAUUGAAAUUAUUGGUAAAGGCGGUUCCAGUACUGUAUAUUCAGCAAUUUACAAGAACCGAACCGUUGCACUUAAAGAAUUUUUUGGUACUCAGGAUGGGUCAACACAAUUUUUGGAAGAGGUAUUUAUUUAG